Conger conger (European conger) is the source of this 1199-nucleotide messenger RNA. Its product is annotated as D(4) dopamine receptor-like. Gene Ontology annotation, cellular component: plasma membrane. The coding region runs from base 30 to 1199 and encodes 389 amino acids. Lineage: Eukaryota; Metazoa; Chordata; Actinopteri; Anguilliformes; Congridae. Gene Ontology annotation, molecular function: G protein-coupled receptor activity; dopamine neurotransmitter receptor activity, coupled via Gi/Go. The transcript has 4 exons. The record is from RefSeq and is a predicted model, not a curated record. Gene Ontology annotation, biological process: adenylate cyclase-inhibiting dopamine receptor signaling pathway; adenylate cyclase-activating adrenergic receptor signaling pathway.
UGUCAACGAGAGGACGGCUGACCGCAGACAUGUCAGCCAACCUCACCGGUUCCAACCAAACCGCGCUCCCGAACACUGACUACAACUUUCCGGCUCUGGUCUUCGGGAUAUUGCUCAUUGUCGUUAUCAUUUGUGGGAAUCUGCUGGUGUGCCUUAGUGUUUACACGGAAAAAGCUUUAAAAACUACGACCAACUACUUCAUAGUCAGUUUGGCUGUUGCAGACCUGCUGUUGGCUGUACUGGUGUUGCCACUCUUCGUUUACGCGGAGUUUCAGGGUGGUGUGUGGGCCCUCAGCAUGCUCAUCUGCGAUGGACUGAUGACAAUGGAUGUGAUGCUGUGCACUGCCUCCAUAUUUAACCUGUGUGCCAUCAGCAUCGACAGGUUCAUCGCCGUGUCCAUCCCGCUGAACUACAACCGCCGGCACGUGGACCAGCGGCAGGUUCUGCUCCUCUCCCUCACCUGGGUCUCCGCCCUGGCGGUGGCCUCGCCCGUCAUCUUCGGCAUCAACGACGUGCCGGGGCGGGACCCGGCGUCCUGCCGGCUGGAGGACGACCGCUACGUGGUGUACUCCUCCGUGUGCUCCUUCUUCCUGCCCUGCCCCAUCAUGCUGCUGCUGUACUGCGGGAUGUUCCGGGGCCUGCGGAGGUGGGAGGAGGCGCGGCGGGCCAAGCUGAGGAGCGGGGGCGGCGGAGGCGUUCAGGGCAGGAGCAAACUGCAGCGGGCCGUCACGCUGCCCCGCCUGACCGCGCCGCCCCCGUCCCCCGACAUCCAGCGUACCCCCCACCGGCCCUCCGACCUCAAGCUGGAGGAGCUGGUGCGCUACCCCACCGCGCCCGGCUGCCCCUUCCCUCCCCCGGGGUAUAAGGACGGCCCCAUACACACCCUGGCCUACCCCGACAGGUGCUACGCCCACCCCCACGGACACCUGAAAAAGAAACGCGCCAAAAUCAACGGCAGGGAGAGGAAGGCCAUGAAGGUGCUGCCUGUGGUUGUGGGUGCGUUCCUGUUCUGCUGGACGCCCUUCUUCGUGGUCCACACCACGCGGGCACUCUGCCGGUCCUGCGACAUCACGGCCCAGCAGAUGAGCAUCGUCACCUGGCUGGGCUACGUCAACAGCGCGCUCAACCCCAUCAUCUACACCGUCUUCAACACCGAGUUCCGCAACUUCUUCCGCAAGUUCCUGCGCAGCUUCUGCUGA